Theileria parva strain Muguga is the source of this 681-nucleotide messenger RNA. RefSeq names its product nascent polypeptide associated complex subunit alpha. Gene Ontology annotation, biological process: protein targeting to membrane. NCBI's taxonomy places the organism in Eukaryota, Apicomplexa, Aconoidasida, Piroplasmida, Theileriidae. Gene Ontology annotation, cellular component: cytoplasm; nascent polypeptide-associated complex. Bases 53 to 655 code for a protein of 200 amino acids. The transcript has a single exon. The record is from RefSeq and is a predicted model, not a curated record.
CUUAUUUCUGCUCAUUACGAACGUUUUAACUUGAUAAAAAUUUACUUCUAAAAUGGCCAAGGGUAGACCUAAAAACAGGAACGCACCUUCUAGAGCCACUGAGGAGGAUGUGGUCGAUGAUCCUUCAUCUGAGGGAGAGAGUGAUUUGGAAAACGGAGAUGUCGACGACACAAGAACUGAUCCCAUCCAUGGAACUGGGAAGACUAAGGUUGGGAAAAAUGAGAGGAAGGCCAGAAAAGCUAUGAGUAAACUCGGCUUAAAGCAGUAUGAAGGCGUAUCCAAGAUUUACAUAAGGAAAUCCAAACAGAUCUUUUUCGUGAUUAACAAGCCUGAUGUAUUCAAGUUACCAAACUCCGACAUAUACGUUAUUUUUGGUGAGGCUAAGCUCGAGGAUGUUGGAGCCAAUUCUCAGUCUGAAGCUGCCCAACGUUUGAGCCAAUUAUCCCUUUCAUCCCUCAAUAAGGACGAGUCUGGACUAACUCUUCCUUCAACUUUUGAAACUGAGGAGGUUCAGGAGUCAGACUUUGUCCCUCCAUCUUCAGAUGUUGAACUGGUUGUUCAGCAGGCCGGGUGUAGCAGGGAGAAGGCUGUUCAAUCCCUAGUUAAGCACAGAGGUAACAUUGUGGAAAGCAUAAUGGAACUCACAACCAUGUAGUAAAAAAUAAUUUAUUAAAAUAUUUA